Messenger RNA from Paecilomyces variotii, 1662 nucleotides. Its product is annotated as proline permease PrnB. The coding region runs from base 1 to 1662 and encodes 553 amino acids. The transcript has 2 exons. Gene Ontology annotation, molecular function: amino acid transmembrane transporter activity. Gene Ontology annotation, biological process: amino acid transmembrane transport. Gene Ontology annotation, cellular component: membrane. Lineage: Eukaryota; Fungi; Ascomycota; Eurotiomycetes; Eurotiales; Thermoascaceae. The record is from RefSeq and is a predicted model, not a curated record.
AUGUGGGAGAAAUCACAAGAUACCAAGGGCGCCUUGCCGCCUGACGUUGAAGAUGCCCCGGAAGAUGGCGAGGUCAUCGAGACACGCCAGAACCUCACGUCGAAGAUUGAAGCUGAUCUGUACGACGAACGAUAUGCAUCCACCAAGCGCGGACUGAAGAGUCGCCAUCUACAGAUGAUGGCCCUGGGAGGAACAAUUGGUACCGGUCUGUUCGUAGGCAGUGGCCAAGCUCUAGCAUUGGGCGGCCCAGCCUUCUUGUUCGCAUCGUAUAUCAUUGUCGCAUUUCUCGUCUUUUUUAUCGUCACUGCCAUUUCCGAGGUUGCGUCUUACUUGCCGGUGCACGGAGGAAGUAUGAGUUACUACGGAUAUCGAUAUGUCUCCAGCAGCCUCGGUUUCUCAAUGGGGUACCUGUAUUGGUAUUCACUAGGAAUUCUGGUUCCGUAUGAGAUCACAGCCGCUUCCUUAGUGAUAGGAUACUGGGAUCCAGAAGGUCACAUCUCAAUUGGCGUUAUGCUGGUGAUCAUCGUCGGACUGAACCUGCUGCCUGUCAGUUUCUACGGUGAAUCGGAGUUUUGGUUUUCCAGUCUCAAAGUCAUCCUUCUCGUCGGUCUCCUGAUGUUGUCGUUCAUCCUUUUCUGGGGAGGCGGUCCGAGCCAUCAGCGACUAGGAUUCCAUUAUUGGAAACAUCCGUAUACAGCAGGGAAGACAUAUAUAGUGGAUGGCAAUGCCGGACGAUUUGUUGCCCUCCUACACUGCAUUAUCCUGAGUGCCUUCGCCUUCAUGUUUGCGCCGGAACUGAUCGUCAUCGGAGGCGGCGAGAUGGAGUCCCCUCGUCGCAACAUCCCUCGCGCGUCAAGACGCUUCUUCUACCGUCUCGUGUUCUUCUAUAUUCUGGGAACCCUCUCCAUCACGGUUAUCUGUCCAUCGGACAGCAAGAAGCUGACAAACGGCGGUGCUGGUGCGGGCUCCUCGCCUUUCGUCAUCGGUAUCAAGAAUGCUGGUAUACCAGUUUUGGACCACAUCGUCAACGCAGUGGUACUCACAUCGGCCUGGAGCUCCGGAAAUUCAUUCCUGUACAUGUCAUCUCGAUCUCUCUACUCUCUGGCUGUGGCCAACCACGCACCUUCCGUCUUCAAGACCUGUAACCGCUGGGGUCUUCCCUACGUGGCUGUUGGAACCAGUGCCUUGUUCUCCGGCCUGGCAUACCUUUCGCUAGGAACAUCCAGUUCUAUUGUCUUCAACUGGUUUGUGAAUCUAACCAACACAUCUGGCUUCCUCAGCUGGGCUUGCUGCGCCAUCAUUUAUUUCCGCUUCCUCAAAGCGACCAAAGUACAAGGCGUGGAGAGGCCGUAUAAAUCACGCCUGCAGCCGUGGGGCGCGUAUAUUGCUCUCGUGGGAUCUAUAUUCCUCACCCUUGUCAACGGUUUCACGGUAUUCUUUCCCCAGGAAUGGUCUGUUUCUGGUUUCUUUACUGCCUACAUUGGUAUUCCGGCCUUUGUGGUCUUGUAUGUCGGUCACAGAAUCGUUUACCGUCAUGAGCCUUGGAUGUGGCCAUCGGAAGCUGUCGACCUACAGACUGGGCUGGACGAAGUCAUUGCAGCUGAAAAACCUGAGCGUGUCCGUGAUACUUGGUGGAAAAAACUGAUGAUUGUCAUUGAGUGA